UCCGCCCGGGACACUUGCGCGCAGGACUCUUUUCGGAAUGGAGGAAGCGCCCAGCUUGGUCGGGCACCAGCCGGCUGCAGCACCACCCGGCGCGAGCCGCUCUCGGACCCACCUGGCUGCCCUGCUGGGCCCCGGGACCGGGGUCCACUCAGGAGGUUAAGGGGUGCAUGCUCUGCAUCCCGGCGGGAGCCGGCUGGGAUUGGCCGGCGGGCAGGUCAAUAUGAGCCCUGCCAAGUGCAAGGUCUGUUUCCCUGAUCGCAAAGUGAAACCCAGCAUGUCAGGACUCCACCUGGUAAAGAGGGGCCGAGAACUGAAGAAGCUGGACCUGCACAGAGACUUUACCGUGGCCUCCCCGGCUGAGUUUGUCACGCGCUUUGGGGGGGAUCGGGUCAUCGAGAAGGUGCUCAUCGCCAACAAUGGCAUCGCUGCCGUGAAGUGCAUGCGCUCCAUCCGCAGGUGGGCCUACGAGAUGUUCCGCAACGAGCGGGCCAUCCGGUUUGUAGUCAUGGUGACCCCAGAGGACCUGAAGGCCAAUGCAGAGUAUAUCAAGAUGGCAGAUCAGUAUGUCCCUGUCCCGGGAGGGCCCAACAACAACAAUUAUGCCAACGUGGAGCUGGUUGUGGACAUUGCCAAGAGAAUCCCCGUGCAGGCGGUGUGGGCUGGCUGGGGCCAUGCUUCCGAAAACCCCAAACUGCCGGAGCUCCUGUGCAAGCACGAGAUUGCUUUCUUAGGCCCUCCCAGUGAGGCCAUGUGGGCCUUGGGAGAUAAGAUCGCCUCCACCAUUGUGGCCCAGACGCUGCAGAUCCCAACACUGCCCUGGAGUGGAAGUGGUCUGAUGGUGGAAUGGACAGAAGAUGAUCUGCAGCAGGGGAAAAGAAUCACUGUCCCAGAAGAUGUUUACAACCAGGGUUGUGUGAAAGAUAUAGAUGAGGGCUUAGAGGUGGCAGAAAAAAUUGGUUUUCCCUUGAUGAUCAAAGCAUCGGAAGGCGGUGGAGGGAAAGGAAUCCGGAAGGCAGAGAGUGCCGAGGACUUCCCAAUCCUUUUCAGACAAGUGCAGAGUGAGAUCCCUAGCUCCCCCAUCUUCCUCAUGAAGCUGGCCGAGCAUGCCCGACACCUGGAGGUGCAGAUCCUCGCCGACCAGUAUGGGAACGCCGUGUCACUGUUCGGGCGUGACUGCUCCAUCCAGCGGCGGCAUCAGAAGAUCAUCGAGGAGGCGCCGGCCACCAUCGCCAUACCGGCUGUGUUCGAGUUCAUGGAGCAGUGUGCUGUCCACCUGGCCAAGACUGUGGGCUACGUGAGCGCGGGGACGGUGGAAUAUCUCUACAGCCAGGAUGGCAGCUUCCACUUCUUGGAGCUGAAUCCCCGCCUGCAGGUGGAGCACCCCUGCACAGAGAUGAUCGCCGAUGUCAACCUGCCGGCCGCCCAGCUACAGAUUGCCAUGGGGGUGCCGCUGCCCCGGCUCAAGGAUAUCCGGCUUCUCUACGGGGAGUCACCGUGGGGGGUGACGCCCAUUUCGUUUGACACUCCUGCCAACCCUCCGCUCGCCCGAGGCCAUGUCAUCGCGGCCAGAAUCACCAGUGAGAACCCCGAUGAGGGGUUUAAGCCAAGCUCUGGAACGGUUCAGGAACUGAAUUUCCGGAGCAACAAGAACGUGUGGGGUUAUUUCAGCGUGGCGGCUGCUGGUGGCUUACACGAAUUUGCUGAUUCCCAGUUCGGGCACUGCUUCUCCUGGGGAGAGAACCGGGAAGAGGCCAUUUCGAACAUGGUGGUGGCUUUGAAGGAACUGUCCAUCCGGGGCGACUUCAGGACCACCGUGGAGUAUCUCAUCAACCUGCUGGAGACCGAGCGCUUCCAGAACAACGACAUCGACACAGGCUGGUUGGAUCACCUCAUCGCCGAGAAAGUGCAGGCCGAGAAGCCGGAUAUCAUGCUUGGGGUGGUGUGCGGAGCCUUGAACGUGGCCGACGCGAUGUUCAGAACAUGCAUGACGGAUUUCUUACACUCGCUGGAAAGGGGCCAGGUCCUUCCUGCAGCUUCUCUGCUGAACAUCGUGGAUGUGGAAUUAAUUUAUGGAGGUGUUAAGUACAUCCUCAAGGUGGCCCGGCAAUCUCUGACCAUGUUCAUCCUCAUCAUGAACGACUGUCACAUCGAGAUCGACGCCCACCGGCUAAGCGACGGGGGGUUGCUACUGUCCUAUAAUGGUAACAGCUAUACCACCUACAUGAAAGAAGAGUUUGACAGCUACCGUAUUACCAUCGGCAACAAGACGUGUGUUUUUGAGAAGGAGAACGAUCCCACGGUCCUGAGAGCCCCUUCGGCUGGGAAGCUAAUGCAGUACAUGGUGGAGGACGGGGGCCACGUUGAGGCUGGGAGCAGCUACGCCGACAUGGAGGUAAUGAAGAUGAUCAUGACCCUGAACGUGCAGGAAAGCGGCCGGGUGAAGUACAUCAAGCGCCCGGGGGCCAUGCUCGAAGCAGGCUGUGUGGUGGCCAGGCUGGAGCUCGAUGACCCUUCCAAAGUGCACCCGGCCAAGCCAUUCACAGGAGCGCUCCCUUCCCAGCAAACUCUGCCCAUCAUGGGAGAGAAACUGCACCAGGUUUUCCACAAUGUCCUGGAAAACCUGACCAACGUUAUGAGUGGCUACUGUCUGCCGGAGCCUAUUUUUAGCACAAAGCUGAAGGAGUGGGUGCAGAAGCUCAUGACGACCCUCCGGCAUCCAUCACUGCCGCUGCUGGAGCUGCAGGAAAUCAUGACCAAUGUGUCCAGUCGCAUCCCCGCCCCCGUGGAGAAGUCGGUCCGCAGGGUGAUGGCCCAGUACGCCAGCAACAUCACCUCAGUGCUGUGCCAGUUCCCCAGCCAGCAGAUAGCCACCAUCCUGGACUGCCACGCGGCCACCCUGCAGCGGAAGGCUGAACGGGAGGUCUUCUUCAUGAACACCCAGAGCAUCGUGCAACUGGUCCAGAGGUACCGCAGCGGGACCCGCGGCUACAUGAAAGCGGUGGUGUUGGACCUCCUGCGGAGAUAUUUACGGGUGGAGCACCAUUUCCAACAAGCUCACUACGACAAGUGUGUGAUCAACCUCAGGGAGCAGCUGAAGCCAGACAUGUCCCAGGUGCUGGACUGCAUCUUUUCCCACGCGCAGGUGGCCAAGAAGAACCAGCUGGUGAUCAUGUUGAUUGAUGAGCUCUGUGGCCCAGACCCUUCCCUGUCGGAAGAGCUGACCUCCAUCCUCAACGAGCUCACUCAGCUGAGCAAAAGCGAGCAUUGCAAAGUGGCCCUCAGAGCCAGACAGGUGCUGAUUGCCUCCCACCUCCCGUCCUAUGAGCUGAGGCACAACCAGGUGGAGACCAUUUUCCUGUCUGCCAUCGACAUGUACGGCCACCAGUUCUGCCCAGAAAACCUCAAGAAAUUAAUACUCUCUGAAACGACCAUAUUUGAUGUCCUGCCCACUUUCUUCUACCACGCUAACAAAGUCGUCUGCAUGGCAUCCUUGGAGGUAAGUAAGAGGGAGGCCCCAGGAACAGUAUCUGUCCCGAAAAUGCCAGUUCUUGCAUCCGCUGCCCGCUGGUCGCGACAUCGGCAGGAAGCCUCUUUUGAGUACCUGCAGAACGAGGGUGAACGUCUGCUCCUGGAGGCCAUGGAUGAGCUGGAGGUGGCGUUCAACAACACAAGCGUGCGCACAGACUGCAACCACAUCUUCCUGAACUUCGUGCCCACCGUCAUCAUGGACCCCUUCAAGAUCGAGGAGUCCGUGCGUUCCAUGGUCAUGCGCUAUGGCAGCAGGCUGUGGAAACUCCGCGUGCUGCAGGCUGAGGUCAAGAUCAACAUCCGCCAGACCACUGCCGGCUGUGCUGUUCCCAUCCGCCUGUUCAUCACCAAUGAGUCGGGCUACUACUUGGACAUCAGCCUCUACAAAGAAGUCACUGACUCCAGAUCUGGAAAUAUCAUGUUUCACUCCUUUGGCAACAAGCAGGGACCCCAGCACGGGAUGCUGAUCAACACUCCCUAUGUCACCAAGGAUCUGCUUCAGGCCAAGCGAUUCCAGGCCCAGUCCCUAGGCACCACCUACGUCUACGACUUCCCGGAGAUGUUCAGGCAGGCAAGUCCUGCAGCUUUGUUCUGGCACCACCCCGGUCCCCUUAGGGAGUCCACCAGCCCCUUACCCCCCAUCCUUAGUUACUCUUCUGAAGACCCCAGUCGGAAGAAUGAGGAUAAUCACAGCCCACUCCCCAUCAUCACACCCACGGACCCCAUUGACAGAGAAGUUGGAUUCUUCCCGACCAGGGCUCCCUAUGACCCCCGGUGGCUGCUUGCAGGAAGGCCUCACCCCAGUCUGAAGGGAUCCUGGCAGAGUGGAUUCUUUGACCAUGGCAGUUUCAAGGAAAUCAUGGCGCCUUGGGCCCAGACCGUGGUGACAGGACGAGCAAGGCUAGGGGGGAUCCCUGUUGGAGUGAUUGCCGUGGAGACGCGGACUGUGGAGGUGGUGGUGCCUGCGGACCCUGCCAACCUGGAUUCAGAGGCCAAGAUAAUCCAGCAGGCGGGCCAGGUGUGGCUCCCAGACUCGGCCUACAAGACGGCCCAGGCCAUCAACGAUUUCAACCGAGAGAAGUUGCCCCUGAUGAUCUUUGCCAACUGGAGGGGGUUCUCCGGUGGCAUGAAAGACAUGUACGACCAGAUGCUAAAGUUUGGAGCCUACAUCGUGGACAGCCUCAGGCAGUACAAACAGCCCAUCCUGACCUACAUCCCACCCUACGCGGAGCUCCGGGGGGGCUCCUGGGUGGUCAUGGACUCCUCCAUCAACCCCCUGUGCAUAGAACUGUACGCAGACAAGGAGAGCAGGGCAAAUAUUCUGGAGCCGGAGGGAACAGUGGAGAUUAAGUACCGAAAGAAAGAUCUGAUAAAGACUAUGAGAAGGAUUGACCCAGCUUACAAGAAGCUCGUGGAACAGCUUGGAAUGUCGGAGCUGUCCGACAUGGACCGCAAGGACCUGGAGGGCCAGCUGAAGGCCCGGGAGGAUCUGCUGCUGCCCAUCUACCACCAGGUGGCAGUGCAGUUCGCCGACCUACACGACAGGCCCAUCUGCAUGCUGGAGAAGGGUGCCAUCGCUGACAUCCUGGAGUGGAGGACCUCACGGACCUUCUUGUACUGGCGCCUGCGCCGUCUCCUGCUGGAGGACCAGGUCAAGCAGGAGAUCCUGCAGGCCAGCAGCGAGCUGAGCCACGUGCACAUCCAGUCCAUGCUGCGCCGGUGGUUCGUGGAGACCGAGGGGGCCGUCAAGGCCUACCUGUGGGACAACAACCAGGUGGUGGUACAGUGGCUGGAAGAGCAUUGGCAGGCGGGGGACGGCCUGCGCUCCACCAUCUGCGAGAACAUCAAGUGCUUGAAGCGAGACUCCGUCCUCAAGGCCAUCAGAGGCCUGGUGCAGGACAACCCUGAAGUGGCCGGGGACUGCAUUGUGUACAUGAGCCAGCAUGUCAGCCCAGCCGAGCGGGCCCAAGUCCUUCACCUCCUGUCCACUGUGGACAGCCCAGCCUCCACCUGACCCCCGCCACCUCGCCACUUGCAGGACCACGGGCAAGAGAAACCAUGCUGACCCGCCUACCGCAGGCCUCAUCAGGACCUUGGGGGUUUGCUUUAAAAAAAAAAAAAAAAAAAUCCUGGGCAUUUCUGCAGGGCUGCUGGCCUCCCACUCACUCCUGUCUCAAUAAAAGGCUCAGGAGUGUCCCCUUCCAAACAGAAAUAGCUUCCUAUCCGUUGCUGGGAAGUUUGUUCUGGUGUCUCUUGAGACACCACAUUUUGCUGCAUCACCAAAUCAACCUGAGCCCAAACACCCCGGUUUCCUUUUGCCUUCCAGUGCCUGGCGUGCGGGACCCAGGUGUUCCUGCAGGCUUGUUUUGUAUCCGAUCAUGGAAUCUUUUAUUUUUUUACUCUUGAGACCAACUCUUGAUGGAAACAUCUUCUAUAUUUCAGCAGAAUAAAUAGGCCAAGGAAAGAAGUACAGAGACAAGAAGGAAAAAAACCAAACCAAAACCCUAUUUUUGUAAUGAUGCUUAUUCGGAUGCUGUCGAGUCACCCGGGAAAGGGUUUGAAUGAUUUUUUAGGAGAAUAAAAUGGUAUCUCGUUCACCAAGUGGCCCCUAGAGAGUCACCAGGAACGUCUCAUUGGUAGGCCAUGCUUAGAGAUUUUGUUUUUGAGAGAGAGACAGUAAAUGGGCAGAAUUGUCCAGCUGCCGCGUGGCUCCUAGCCCUCCACCGGCCCCUUCCCUCCCCUGGCAUGCACCCUCGUGGCCAGUUGGAGAGUACAGAGGCAGAAGGAAAACCGUCACCCGGCCAUGAGUGUCACUUCUGUGAUUGCCACGGCCCUCCCCGGAGAGCCCCUCUGCUGUCACUCACCUGGUGCCUCAAUGUCUGUGGAGGGAUCCAGCCCCAAAGGGCAGAGCUGUGGGUGUUCAAGGACUGGACCAUGAGGGCCGCACCGAUUUGCUCAGGGAGACCUCUGUGACAUGCACUCCUGCACUGGGCUCUGAAGGCUGCCCCACGUCAGACCUGCUAUCCUCCUGGCCCCGUCCCUCGGUCCCCCGGUGCCAGUAAUGGGGGCAGUCGGCCGUCCCCCCCGCCGCCCCGCCCCGCCCAAUGCCGGGACAGGCAGUUUGUCUGAGGACACCACGUGUCAUGCCGGACCCGUUCGGAGGCCAGCGAGGAUGCCCAGGGAAGCCCCUGCAAGCCAGGAUGCUUGAGGAUGCCUGAGUUGAAAAAAAUACAGUUGGGCCAUCAGCCGAUGACAGCCCUGGCAAAGCAAAGUGUCCUGGCGGCAGUGAGGGGUGGGAGAAAGGUGAGUGAGCUGUUGCCCCAUCCUGCGGCCCGUUGUGGGAGGGAGCAGACCUCCGUGCUGCAUUGGGACCUGAAUGUUUCCCAGUGCGGGAGGCUCCCGUGGUUUUGGAGGGAAAGAGAAGUCGAUGACUAGCUGCUACCCAGGAAGGGUGGGUGGGGGAACCCACCAGGAGGUGUGUGGAAUAAAGUAUUUUUUAAAGGAA
Messenger RNA from Leptonychotes weddellii (Weddell seal), 7033 nucleotides. The record is from RefSeq and is a predicted model, not a curated record. NCBI's taxonomy places the organism in Eukaryota, Metazoa, Chordata, Mammalia, Carnivora, Phocidae.